AUGCGUAAAGGAAAAUCAAAAUCGCCUUCGAGUUUCUUCUCGUUCCACAAGAAGUACCUGUUGACAGGCGUAACUAUAUUGUCGUUUAUUUUUAUGUUUCAAUAUAAAUAUCAUGAAGUAUUAACAGUAUACGAGGACAAAACGAAUAUUCAGCAGAGCAGUCGUUUAUUUUGGACUCGUUUAUUAUUUGGAAGGACACGUAGUAGGAUAACUGGGAAGAUAUUUAACAUUGAGAUACCUCAAUCGUAUAGAUUAUAUGUAUAUAAUUUUUUUAUAAAAUAUUUGAAUAUAAAUAAAGAAGAGAUAAAAUAUCCUAUAGAAUCUUAUAAAUCUUUGGGUGAUUUUUUUUCUAGAUAUAUAAGAGAAGAUACAAGACCUAUAGGAGAUUUAAAUGAGUAUUCUAUGGUUAGUCCAUGUGAUAGUGAAAUUAUAGAUUUUGGUGAGUUGACAUCUAAUUAUUUAGAUAAUGUGAAAGGUAUAAAAUUUAAUAUAAAAACCUUUUUAGGUUCUGAUUUGAUAAAAAAAUAUGAUGAUGAUACUACUACUUUUUAUUAUGCUAUAUUUUAUUUGAGUCCAAAAAAAUAUCAUCAUUUCCAUGCUCCUUUUAAUUUUAAAUAUAAAAUAAGAAGACAUAUAUCUGGAGAAGUGUUUCCUAUAUUCCAAGGGAUGUUUAAAAUAAUAAAUAAUCUUUUUGAUAUAAAUGAAAGAGUUAUUUUAUCAGGAGAAUGGAAAGGAGGACAUGUAUACUAUGCUGCUAUAAGUGCAUAUAAUGUUGGUAAUAUUAAAAUUGUUAAUGAUGAAGAAUUAUUAACAAAUAAUCUAAGAACACAAUUAAGUUAUAUGGGGGGAGAUAUUGAUACUAAAAUUCAUGAUCAUUAUAAAGACAUAGAAAUUGGUGAUGAAGUUGGUGAAUUUAAAGUAGGCUCUUCUAUAAUUGUUAUUUUUGAAAAUAAAAAAAAUUUUAAAUGGAACGUAAAACCGAAUCAGCAAAUAUCGGUAGGUCAAAGAAUUGGAGGUGUCGACCAACCAAAACGACCUCAAAAUAAGUUUAUCAAAAUAAAGAGUUAA
This is a messenger RNA of Plasmodium gaboni, 1068 nucleotides long. RefSeq names its product phosphatidylserine decarboxylase. Bases 1 to 1068 code for a protein of 355 amino acids. The transcript has a single exon. Lineage: Eukaryota; Apicomplexa; Aconoidasida; Haemosporida; Plasmodiidae. The record is from RefSeq and is a predicted model, not a curated record. Gene Ontology annotation, biological process: phosphatidylethanolamine biosynthetic process. Gene Ontology annotation, cellular component: mitochondrion. Gene Ontology annotation, molecular function: phosphatidylserine decarboxylase activity.